Messenger RNA from Knipowitschia caucasica, 222 nucleotides. Lineage: Eukaryota; Metazoa; Chordata; Actinopteri; Gobiiformes; Gobiidae. The record is from the annotation of a GenBank genome assembly.
AUGAGACUUGUGGUGAAAUUAAGACCCGGCCUGCUGCCCAGCUCCUACAGGCCUGAUCUCAUCCUCGGCUCAUCGCACAGCAACACCCACUUCCAGUCAACCAAUAACCGCCAGGCCAGCAAGUUAAAAGCCGGAGACGCCCACUUCCCAGCUUUCUCAAGCUUUGCAUGCGUUGUUCUGGAGGGGUCGCUUUUCUGCUCACGUGUUGCUCGUCGCGUGUGA